AGAAAGACUCUAAAUGUUUAAAGAUGAAGAACAGACUUGUAUUACGUGCCCAUCAACUUGGCAAAAAUCGAGGAGUUCAAAGUCAAGAGUAACACAAACUAGUGCACUUCUCACCAAUGAUGCCUCUGCUCAGUCUUAUGAUGUCUGUUCAACUGAAGUUCAGACAGACACAGUUCAGUCUAAGAAAGGGAAAGACCAUAAUAUGGAUGAUAUCGCUAAAUUUCUAAAGAGUGUGGAGGCGACCGUUAUCAAGAACUUGGAAGAAAAUCUUAACUCCACAGCAUUUAAAGGGCUGGAGAACGUGUUAGGAAUGCACAACUCAUCAGUAAACAACACUCUCACUUUAAACCAUUCCCCACUAGAGUUUCAAAUGUCAGUACAGGAUUUGUCUUGGAACGCCAGUGGUUCUGUGAUUGGUGUUGCAUAUGGCAAACAUGAUCACGAAGACUGGUGUACUCACAAGGGCAUGUUCUGCACCUGGAAUGUUGAUCGUGGAAGAAUUAAUGUCAACAAAGCAGACCAAGCGUUGGAUGUUGCCAGCUGUCUGAUGUGUGUCGAGUAUCAUCCUAUUUUACCAAACCUUUGCGCUGGAGGUGCGUUUAAUGGACAGAUAAUCAUUUGGGAUUUGUCAAGAACUGAAGAUAUAGAAGUUUGUGUGUCAAAGAAUGUUGAAGAUGGUCACCAUGAGCCGGUUACAAAGUUGUGUUGGCAGAUUUCAUCUAAAUCGAACAUGUUGUUGAGUCUUGGUAUGGACGGUAAGAUAUUGAGAUGGGAAGUAAAGUUGUCCCGUUACCAAGAUCCUGAACUGACUCUAGUUCAGGGAUUUGUUAUAACUGGGGCUUACAUUCCCCGUGACCACCCAACUGCACCUUCAUCUAGAACUGCUGAUAUCGGCGGUACUGCAAUGAGCUUCUCUCACGAGGACGAGAGCACGUUUGUGGUGGGCUCUGAGAGUGGACUUGUUCUCAAGUGCUCAACUCUGUCUACAGAACUACCACUUGACAAGGGAAUCAAGAUUCAGUUCCGAUCUCCCAUCACCCUGGUAUACAACUCUCACAAUGGACCAGUCUAUGAUGUGGAUUUCUCCCCAGUCCACAGGAACCUGUUCCUGACAGCCUCUACCGACGGAACUAUCAGACUCUACAACACUCUGCAACCUAAGCCAUUCCAGGUGCUGGAACCCGUCUCUGGCUAUGUGUUUGGAGUUCAGUGGUCGCCUGUACGUCCACUUGUGUUUGCAGCCAUCACCGCUAAUGGCUCACUCCUUAUCUACGAUCUGAAGAAAAGCAGAGUCGGCCCUGUCCUGCAAAUCCCCGUCAAUCAGACCAAGUCUCCAGUCUACUCGAUAGAGUUCAACUCUAAAAGUGAUACAUUAAGUACAGGGGACAGUAAAGGUACCGUAAAGGUAUGGAAACUGAGCCAGGGACUUUCAUCUCAAAUAAGAGGGGAGGUUAAAAUGUUGGAGCGUAUAGCUGCUUCCUCUUAUGAGUGACAUGUGGAAUUUUCAAUAUUUUCUAGGGUCAGACUAGGACAAAACGUGAAUCUGAUAAAAGAUGCAGGCAUCUUGUGGUAGUUAUGCAAAAAUUGUAAUCAUUAUUUAGCAUAUUUAUUAUUUAUGUAUAUAAUUGGUUCACCUGUUGAUAACUUUUCUUGAAUUCUU
Molecule: messenger RNA, 1660 nt
Organism: Bolinopsis microptera
Lineage: Eukaryota; Metazoa; Ctenophora; Tentaculata; Lobata; Bolinopsidae
Product: cytoplasmic dynein 2 intermediate chain 2-like
Exons: 2
Coding region: 14-1492 (492 amino acids)
Biological process (GO): intraciliary transport
Cellular component (GO): cytoplasmic dynein complex; ciliary plasm
Molecular function (GO): dynein light chain binding; dynein heavy chain binding
Source: RefSeq, a predicted model, not a curated record